Molecule: messenger RNA, 1471 nt
Organism: Periconia digitata
Lineage: Eukaryota; Fungi; Ascomycota; Dothideomycetes; Pleosporales; Periconiaceae
Source: the annotation of a GenBank genome assembly
CCGGCGUUCGCCCCUUAGAAGUCGAGCGCGUAAUGUUGGCAAUCACUUUCAACGAUGGAAUCCAUCAUCUUCUCUUCUACGAUUCAGUUCCAACGAGAGUCUCGGACGGAGGACUCGAAUGGCGCAACUAGUUCACCAACCCACUGAUCUGAACGGCCCAGCAUACUUCCCGCCGGCAGGAGUGGAGCCAAGACUUGACGGACGCUCCGAUGGGAGCAUCUACAGUUACACAUUACUCCCGGUCCUCGGGAUCCUCGCGACCACGUUCAUGGGCCUGAGAAUCUACACCAAAGCACGGAUAGCGCGAAGUUUCAACGUGCCCGAUUGUCUGCUCCUUCUCAAUUACCCACUGUUCAUCACGACGUUGGUUGUCGGUGGCCUGGUCAUCAAGUAUGGCGCUGGGACGCAUCAGUGGAAUGUGCUACUCCGUGAUUAUAUCACCAUGUACUACUGGGUCAACACCGCCGAGGCGCUGUGGAAUGUAUCCACAUGUUUGGUCAAAGUCUCGAUUGUGCUCCAGUACCUGGAAAUGCUUGCGCCUAAUCGGACAGUCAACCCUGGCAUGUGGUGGAGUAGUUGGAUCCUGAUCUUCGUCCUGGUCGGAUUCUAUACUGGGGGGCUCUUUUCGGUUCUUUUUAUAUGCACUCCGAGGUCCAGCAUUUGGAAUGUGUUGGAGAAGGGCAAAUGCAAUAACGAAGCACGUCUUGUGCUCAUCACUGCGCUUUUCAACAUUGUCACUGAUGCUGUCAUUCUGCUGCUCCCAGUGAGGAGUGUAUGGAGAAUGCGCAUUGAGCGGAAAAAGAAGAGCGCCAUUGUUUUUCUAUUUUGUACCGGUCUCUCUGCUUGCGCAGCGGCCUUUGUACGCAUCUACUACAUGGCGAUCCUCUCCAGCGAAGGCGAUGACCCAGAUUUAACUUACUACGUCAUUUGGGUUGGCAUGUGGUCCUGUAUCGAAAUCCUGCUGGGUAUCAUGAUCGCAUGCAGUCUGACCUUACCCAAGUUUUUCCGCCACCACAACAUCCACAUUACCUCGUUUCUUGCCAAGUUCUCGCGCCCCUCGGCGUCCUUCAAGUUCUCGUUCAUUAAAAGCCAUAGCAGCGCGGACACGGCGGAACCCGAGCCCGAACCGAAACAGAAGGAGAGGAAGAAGUUCAACCUCACGUUUAACCAGGGAAGGGAUUUGGGUUCGGAUUUUCGCGCAAGCAAGAUUGUACCGGGAGAUGGGGAUGUGGAAAUGGGCAAUGUGGGGUCUGGCCGGGGAGUCGUAGAUUCUACCUCGCUAUCGGAAUCUUUUCCCCCACGGCAUAGAACAGCGCGAGAGCCGGCUGCCAUGUCCGAAGGGAACGACCCAGAUGCCAUCACGCGGUCUGAUGACUGGAUGGACGCGCAAUUUGAGACUGGGGGCCAUUUUCUCGAAGCUAGUUCGACAAAAACGUCAGCAGCAACUUCAACGACAAGGUUAGCUGGAUGA